This is a messenger RNA of Trifolium pratense (red clover), 591 nucleotides long. RefSeq names its product secreted RxLR effector protein 161-like. Lineage: Eukaryota; Viridiplantae; Streptophyta; Magnoliopsida; Fabales; Fabaceae. The record is from RefSeq and is a predicted model, not a curated record. Bases 1 to 591 code for a protein of 196 amino acids. The transcript is spliced from 2 exons.
AUGAAAGAUUUGGGGAAAACCAAAUUCUGCCUUGGUUUGCAAAUUGAAUAUACUAAAAAUGGUAUAUUGGUACAUCAAUCAAACUAUACAGAAAGGGUAUUGAAAAGAUUCAACAUGGACAAAGCCAACCCUUUGAGUACCCCAAUGAUGGGCAGAACAUUAAAUGUUGAAAAGGAUCUGUUUAGACCUAAGGAAGAAAAUGAAACAGAUCUUGGCUCUGAAGUACCAUACCUCAGUGCCAUUGGGGCACUCAUGUACCUUGCCAACUGUACAAGGCCUGAUAUAGCCUUUGCAGUGAAUUUACUAGCAAGAUUCAGUUCAUAUGCAGGAUAUUUGUCAGAUCCACAUAAUGCUAAAUCACAGACUGGAUAUGUGUUUACAUAUGGUGACACCGCAAUAUCAUGGAGAUCUCAAAAGCAAACACUUGUAGCAACUUCUUCAAAUCAUGCUGAAGUAAUUGCCCUCCAUGAAGCUAGCAAAGAAUGUAGAUGGUUGAGAUCAGUAACUCAACAUAUCCAAGGAACGUCUGGUUUACCAACUGAUAAGAAUCCAACAAUUUUGUAUGAAGACAAUGCUGCAUGUGUUACCUAG